Drosophila biarmipes is the source of this 1201-nucleotide messenger RNA. RefSeq names its product sperm-specific protein Don juan (gene djl). Lineage: Eukaryota; Metazoa; Arthropoda; Insecta; Diptera; Drosophilidae. Bases 113 to 1030 code for a protein of 305 amino acids. The record is from RefSeq and is a predicted model, not a curated record. The transcript is spliced from 2 exons.
UUUAUAAUUCAGUUUAGUUCCUUUUUCUAUAGUCUAAGCAUACAAAAUUUGUACUUCUUUUUUCAAAAUUUUUUGUGACCUUUGGCCACAAACGUUUAAAUAUUAUCUUGAAAUGUUUAAGAGGUCCGCGUUAAGUCUAAGCCGGUUCACACAAUCUUCCCUUUUUCGCAACCACCACUUCAGGGUUCUGGCAAAUUUACAAAAUGAAGAAAUUUGUAAGCCUGAUGGACUUCCUAGUCAGAGGCCUAAAAGAUUGGGCGAAGGCUCGAUCGGCGUGAUCCGCGUCGAAUCUUCUGAACUCCCCAACCCCAUGCAACAACAUUUCCUGGACGAUCUGGAUCAGCAAAAGGCCCAACGGAUUGGCUUAAACCGAUGGUUAAAAAAUGGAAAUCUUGCAGAUUUAGAAAAGAUGAAAAGAGAGUGCCGGAAGCUGGUGAAAGAGAUCACCAUGGAAGGCAAUGAUAGCGACGUAAAAAAGGUCUGCAAGGAACUGGCCCAAAAAGAAAAGUCCGAAAAGGAAAAAAUAAAACAAAAGUGCAGGGAAUUGGCAGCAAGGGAAAAGUGUGAAAAAGAUAAACUUAAAAAGAUUUGCAAGGAACUGAACAAGAAGGAUAAAUGCAAAAAGAAGGAUAAGUGCAAGAAAAAGGAUAAGUGCGAGAAAAAAGAUCCUUGUGAGGAGAAAGAUCCUUGUGCGGAAAAAGAUCCCUGCCUAAAAGAAGAUCCGUGCGCUAAGAAACCCAAAAAAGUGGAUCCUUGCGAGAAAGAAGAUCCUUGCAAAAAAGUGGAUCCGUGUGAUGUAAAGAAAAUUGAUUGGAACAAGAAGUGCAAGGAAAUAGCCAAGAAGGAAAAGUGCAAGAAAUUGGCUGAGAAGGAAAAGAUGAAAAAGAUGAUAAAAGAGUGCAAAAAAUUUGCCGAGAAGGAAAAAUGCCGAAAACUGGCCGAGAAAGAGAAAUGCAGGAAAAAGGCUAUGAAGAAACAAAAGGCACAAAAGCCCCAAAAGAGCGAAAAGGACCAUUCCAAGAAAAAGUAAAGCAAGACUCAACGCGGACCUAACCAAAAAAUUUAUCAGUAGCUUAAAACAUUUAUUGAUGGAUAAAAUAUCUGACCCUAAUAACCUCGAUCAAGAUUUUAUGUAAUGCUGGCAGAAAUUCUUUUUUUUUACUUUUAGGUUAUUUGUUGUAAAUAAAAUAAUUUAAAAGUA